Lepisosteus oculatus (spotted gar) is the source of this 7366-nucleotide messenger RNA. RefSeq names its product abhydrolase domain containing 2, acylglycerol lipase. The record is from RefSeq and is a predicted model, not a curated record. Lineage: Eukaryota; Metazoa; Chordata; Actinopteri; Semionotiformes; Lepisosteidae. Gene Ontology annotation, molecular function: monoacylglycerol lipase activity; acetylesterase activity. Gene Ontology annotation, biological process: steroid hormone receptor signaling pathway; acylglycerol catabolic process; medium-chain fatty acid catabolic process. Gene Ontology annotation, cellular component: sperm flagellum; sperm plasma membrane.
AUCGUUGUCGGUGCAGCUGGUGUCUGAUCUUUUGCUGGGGUGCGCUUUAAUCUCGUUAAUAGUUGGCUUCGCGUUCCCAGUGAAGCCCGUGCACGCUGACUGUAUCGUUGCUUUAAAACGCUUUUUAAAGUGUACUCGUUAAAUGUUGUUUUGGAAAUGAAGCUGUAUCGGCGAAGGCGCUGGGUAGCGGAGAGGGCCUUGGACAGACACGAACGCAGUUCUGCUCUUUGACAGCCGGUAUCUGCCGCCAAUAUCGUGAUAGAAAGCUUCGAGAACCCGGCAGUCGUUAUUGCAAGACAUCACUCUUUUAACGUCUUGCAACGUUUCUAUUAAAUUCCUAGGUUUAACAGUGUUUCGUGGAAACCUGUGGCUUUUGUGUUUCGAUUUUAAUAACACAAAAACACUUAAGUGUGAUUUUUUUUUUCUUCAAAGAGGCACCGCUGUAAUGUCAUUUGAACUGUUGCUCUUAAAAACAGAUGACAAUUUUUCGAAGACAAACUAUGAAAUGGUUUCAUUUUGUAAAUAGUCUCCAUGAAAAUGAUAAACCUACAGUAUCUUGUCAGAACUAAAUACUAAAUAAAAAGCAUAGCUUUCAACUUAGAAUAUGUCAUUCCUUCAAAUAUUUUGAAUUGGGAUGCGACGUAUUUUCUAGCACAAAAAGGAAGUAAUUGCGGUUUAGUAAACGCUUUAUCUCAUCAUACUGUAACGGGGGGAAGCUGCUUCUUUUAACUCGUUUUGUUGAAAUGGACGUCUGUGCCAGAGCAGUCUCAGCUUUUGAGGUAGUGUUUAAAAACAGAGUAUUCUUCCUGGUUUUAAUCUCCAUCAAAUAAGGCAAAAACAAAACAACUCACGACAGCACCAGCUGACUUAUACUAAGUCAUCAAGAGGCGGUUCCGCCGAGACACCCUAACCACAGAAGCAGUUGUUGUUCUGGGUGUUUUGGGCCUGGGACAGCUCGGUCUGUAUUCCAGACUUGCACAUCCCUUCUGGCGUGGAUUACUGCGGUGGCCAGGAAGGUCUGUCCAGAUCACCAGGGCUGUUUGGGCGGUCACAUGGGGUCCAUGCGGUCGAAGUGUCUCCAAUGCUACAAUUUCUGGGAUGGCGAUGUUCUAUAUCGUUGCUGGGUUAUGGGUUUUAAGGAUCCUCCUUCCUGUGGCUGGUCCUCUCAGAGAGCAUUUCAAUGCAAUACGAUCUGACCGGAACACUGUGACGCAGAACAUUUUGCACAGUCAGGAAGACUGUGGAUAAGAAAGAUAAUACAUUUAUAUACAGGAAAAGAAGCCAGCGUGAUCCACCAUGAAUAACGAGGCUGAAGUCCACACCAUUGCCCCCGAGAUGCCAGCGAUGUUUGACGGGAUGAAGCUGGCAGCUGUGGCGGCUGUGCUCUACAUCAUCGUGCGCUGCCUAAACCUCAAGAGCCCCACUGCUCCUCCUGAACUCACAUACCAGGCCACUCCGCUCAACCGCUUCGUGCUGAAAUCCUGUCCCCUGCUGACCAAAGAGUACAUUCCUCCCCUGCUGUGGGGUAAAAGUGGGCACCUGCAAACAGCCCUAUAUGGCAAAAUGGGCAGGGUUAGCUCACCACAUCCAUAUGGGCUCCGGAAGUUCCUACCAAUGCAGGAUGGUGCCACGGCCACCUUUGACCUCUUUGAGCCUUUGGGGGACCACUGCACAGGAGAUGAAGUCACCAUGGUGAUAUGUCCAGGAAUUGGAAAUCACAGCGAGAAGCAUUAUAUCCGCACCUUUGUGGAUUAUGCUCAGAAGCAGGGAUACAGGUGUGCUGUUUUGAAUCACCUGGGAGCCCUGCCAAACAUUGAGCUAACCUCUCCCCGUAUGUUUACCUAUGGCUGUACUUGGGAAUUCAGUGCCAUGGUUAGCUACAUCAAGAAGGCAUACCCCCAGACACAGUUGAUUGUGGUGGGGUUCAGCCUUGGAGGCAACAUUGUCUGCAAGUUCCUGGGAGAAAAUCGCACCAACCAGGAGAGGGUGCUCUGCUGUGUCAGUGUGUGUCAGGGGUACAGUGCGCUCAGGGCCCAGGAGACAUUCCUGCAAUGGGAUCAGUGUAGAAGAUUCUACAACUUCCUCAUGGCAGAUAACAUGAAGAAGAUCAUUCUCUCCCACAGGGGCAUGCUGUUUGGGGAAACUUCAAGCAAGAGACCACUAAUGAUGGAGGAUGCUGAUCUAAGCCGGCUCUACACUGCCACCUCUCUCAUGCAGAUCGAUGACAACAUCAUGAGAAAAUUCCAUGGAUAUAACUCCUUGAAGGAAUACUAUGAGAAGGAGAGCUGCGUACAUUAUAUCCACAAUGUCAAUGUGCCACUGCUGCUGGUGAACUCUGCAGAUGACCCACUGGUGCACCAGUCUCUGCUGACUAUCCCCCGCACACUCGCAGAAAAAAAGGAAAACGUGAUAUUUGCUCUUACGCUACAUGGUGGACACCUGGGCUUCUUUGAGGGUGCCGUGCUCUUCCCUCAGCCUCUCACAUGGAUGGACAAGGUGAUAGUCGGGUAUGCUAAUGCCAUCUGCCAGUGGGAGAAACAGAAACCACCGUGCCAAAGUGGGACAAGGAGUGAGAAGGACUGCUCAGAGGACAAACCUUAAGAUACAUCCCAGCCCCGCCCCUCUCGUCACACCCUCGUCACCGACUCCUCCUACAUUCACGCCCACUUUCUUACAGAUGUUAAUUUUUAUUUUUUCUGUAAAAAAUCUGCUAUUGUGUUUUCUUGGUUUCUUGGAAAAAACACCUCCAUGGUUUGGCACAGAAAAGGGAGCUCUAUAUUUGAACAUGCUGGAACGAAAAUUAGAAGGAUUCUUUAAAAUGGUUAAAAGUCAGCAUUUAUAAGGGGAUUAGUUAGGCACUAUUGAUGCACAGCACUUGUGUAUAUUACCAAUGUAAGAAAACAUAGUGGAAUAUUACUUGCACAACAAAAGCUUCCACAUAACAGUCAGCUAUCUAUGUUUAUUGUUAGGCACUUAAGGGAUGGCCACGACUGUUUUGCUGAGGAAUAAUCUGAGUUUACACUGUGUAGAUCCUGUUUGCACUUUGCACCCCAUUAAACUCAAAGCACUGAGAAGCUAAAUUUUAUAAAUAUCUGAGAUUAAGUUUUGAAAGCUGUUUUUUUUUUUGUUCAAAGGAUAUGUUGAAUUGUUUUAUUUUGUAGUGCAUUAACGUUUUAGUCUCCCUUUUCAUUUUAAUUUCCCGGACAUUAACUUUUGCCAACUUCAACCUUGAAGUUGAUCACUGUAAUGUAGAGCCAUGGAGUUACUUCCUUAAAUCUGAUCUGAGUAUUUUCUUGGGAAGUCUGUGCUUUUACAAAUUAAGUAUCAGAUAGAGAUAAUCAUCAUGAGGUUCUGUGCAAAGUCAUCCUGUAUUUUUAUAUCACAAUUUUCCUUUUACUUUUUUGUAAUUGGUAGUUUUGGUUCCCGAAAUUUUUAUUUAAUGAAAUCCUAAAAAUGAACACAAGUUCUAUGUAGUGGUAAGUUUAACAAGGGAGAGAAGUCCUAAGAACUUUUAAGAACAAUUUUCUUCUCCACACUAGAACAGAAUAAUAUCAGGAGCAAGUUUAUACUCUGUCUUCUACCUUUCACUUAGUAUGCUUGAGUCUCUCAUGAGAAAGUGAGAAACAUCAGAUGUUGCUAAUUUCCAUCUGUUAGUUCGCAAAAUUACAAACACUGGGAAAGAAAUGUUCUCUCUAACUGCCUCAACAUCCAGGAAAGGUGUAUAUGAUUUGUAAGAGUAGAUGGUUGCUGUGUAUUUCAGUUUUACUCUGUGCUUCAAUAUUGUUAGGUAACCAGUUUAGCCAAGUUUCAUUGCAGUGGAUUACAACAACAUUUAAAAUGAAACCUUAGAAAAAACAGUUUGUCAUUUUACUUCACUUAACGGUCUGUUAGAACUUGUGUUUUUUCCAACAAUUGUACUGUUAAACCAACUCAUCAGUAAUAAGGCUGUUAAUAACCAUCAUCAUUUGGUUUUUGAAGGGCAUUAAUUAAGAACCAUAUCGAUUGGGUAAUGUGCUGGUUUAACAAUGAUACCUCGCACUGUUAAUUGUUUCUACAGGCCGACAUAUUGUCUAAUCCUCGGUUUUAAAAAAUGUCUCGUAACACCAAGGAAUCGAAGUUUAAAAAUUUACAUUUAUUGAAGAAGUACGCUUGGACCAUGUCUAUAGCAAUAAAAUUAAAUUGCUGCUGGAGGGAAAAAGAUAUCUCUCUUCAGUGCCCUGAAGGGAUGCCGAAUGGCAUUUCUCUGUGGUCUAUUUUGGCCCACAGAAGGUCAAAUCAUAUAGCUUGCGGUUGUCUUCGUGUAGUCAAUGGGGUGUCGACACUGAAAAUGAUUUCGCUGAUUUGUUGUGGGGAAAGUCUAGUAAUUAGUUGUAGCUUCUGGUAACAUGGUUCCAGUUGUGCUCUGUUGAUAAAAGGGAGUUGGUAAAGUGAAACCUGAAUGUUGACAUGUGUGCAUACUGCAUUAAUGUGUGUGAGUGGACUAACGGCAAACCCCCACCCAGAAUUAGUCUAAUCCAAAACUGCUUCUACUUAAUUACUGUAGAGUAACUACUUGGAGAUCUGAUCUGUUUUGGGAGAGUUUUUUUUUGAGCGAAUGAUGAGUGAAAGAUACUAUUCAUGGUUUUGGCUCUUUUUCUGUAUUUGUUUUCACUUUGUUAUAGCUGUUGUUGCUUUCAGUUCUGAUCAUCUCUGGUAUCUUCAUGUACUGUCACCUUUUCUCAUUAUUUUCUCUUCCAAUCCACACAAUAAUGUUAACUCAGAACAGACUUGAUAAAAUAUGAAAAAAUACUUCCAUCUGAUAAGUAGCAUUUACUGUAUAAGAAAUGAACAUGUUAUGAAACUGCAAUUAAUCACUUAUAGCAAUCACUCUAGAGAGUGAUAUUCCGUCUGGUUUAUUUCCCUACUUUAUACAUAACAUUCCCGGAAUCUGGUUUUGUGGACUUUCUGUAGAUGACAUUCAAGUCCUUAGGUUAGGUAUUAGGUUUUGCUUUAUCUUUAAAAGGUUAGAUUCUUUUUAUGGACACAUUGACCCUUACACCCAUACUGCAUAGAAUUUACUAUUUUGUUUGGGGAAGGGGGUGCAUAGAAUGUACAAUUUUAUUUUGGGGUAUAGGAAGAGCAACUCUGACAAUCCUUAGUGUUAAACCAAAAAUAAUCCGUAAGGGUUAAUAAAAGUGAAAUGUUCUAAAUACCCUGAGCUCAUUUUUCUGUAUCUAAUCUCAGAAAGAGCCCCAGGGAUUUGAACAGCAUUGUCUUUCAACUGGAUGGCGGCAUACUGUGCAGCACAGAGAGUAUUAGGAUUUUUUAUUUUUAUUUUGCAAAUUUAGUUUUGUUUAAUGCUCACCACACAGUCUCAAGGUGUUGGCAAGUAGGAUCUAUCAAGACAGCUUAUCUUGAAAACAGAAACAGUACUGUUUCUAGAACUAGUCUGGAACCUUCUCCAAUCUAACAUUGGUGUACACCUUUUGUUCUAAGGACCAUGUUAAUUAAUAUGUAGUGGAGAAUAACAAGCUGUCUCUAACUUGAUCUGCUUACUCUUUGAGUACCAGCCACGUACUCAUCCAUCAGAAAAGUGUCUUUGUUUCAUAUGAUUUUACUUAAAAUCUCCUCUUUGCCAAGUUUCCACUUAAUCUUUACAUUUAAGUUACAAUAGUGUGCCUAGGUGCACAUUGAGCCUAGCUGAACUAGAUUUGCACACUCAUAAUAUUGCAAGGGCUCCUUCUAUAGAUUUGGAGUGUAAACCUUGUCAUACUGUGUGUAGAGUUGCCAUUUCUAGGACCAGAGUAUAAGGCAGAUAAGCGUCGGCUCCAGGUAACAGGAUAGAUAUAAAAUAUAUACAGUAACUAGCUUUAAGGUUUUUCUGGACUCUAUAAGUAAUUUAAACUACUUCGGAAAUGUGCAUUAUUUUAAUCCAAAGCAGAAAGCAAAUAGGAGAUUAAAAAUGCUCAGAUGAGGUGUGAAAGACUGGACCUCGGAGGGUUAAUCUGAGUGUGGAUGGUUGUGAUGAAAAAUGAAUACAACCAAGACACCAGCUAAAGCUGAAGGUUCUGCUGCAGCUUCCUUCCAUUAUUGUGUUAUGCCUUUUUUUUUUGUCUAUUUCAUGAAAAGUUUCAGAUGCUAAACUGCAUUUAUUUUCUUCACUCUUUUUCCUGUUUUGAUAAUUUUUAUUUUAAAAUUAUGGUUGAUUAUGAUGUUCGAUUGGAUGUGUGUGUGCUUACUUAUAUGUGUACUGUAUGUGUAAUCACCACUCCUGGGUGUAUAAUAAAGGGAGAGAAACGACAUUUAUAACUGCAAAAUCGUUACAUUAGUGAAACCUUGCAUAUUUACCAUGUAUAAUUUAUACUGGGGACCAAGUUUGUUUGGUGGUACUUCUCAUGUUACCUGUAACAGACACAUUUAACUUGAAGUACAUAGAAAAUGAGUUUUUUUUCUAUAUGUAUACCCCAUGGUGUGUUUGUUUUCUUAUUGCAAUACAUGGUUAGUGAGAUAUUUCAAUUACUAAAAAAAUGUUGUUCUUCAUUGGUAGCAGUUGUGUCAUUGUCUUGUAGUCUUUUCUUUUUACAAUCAGUAUAUAAUGGUAAAGAGGCUUUCCUUUGCUACUUCAGCGGGCAAAAUCUCCACAUUAUUCUGAGUGUGGAGGGUCUUAUACAUAUACGCAAGGGAUCACAAAGCAGAUGCUUUAUAUCCAUUUCUCUCCAAAUAGUUAAGGUUAAAGGACUGCUUAGGAGCAUAAACUGCAUAUGUCAUUUUGGAACCAGAUCUUUAUAUGUUUAUCUUUAAAAAGGAAGAGGGCAAACUGUAGUCAUAGGAAGGAAAUUGUAACAUCAGCUAUUAGUUCCUCAGUCUUUUUCCCCUCUGAGCAAAGAGGCAUAUUGGAGUCUUGCUGAGAUCUUUUAAAACGGCUCAGGCACUCAGAAGACACCUGUGUCCUGUUGACACCAGCUUUUUAAUGGAAACCAAUCUAGAGUGGUGGGGGGGAAUGUGUAAUGUAAAGGCAGUGCUGCUGACGAGAAAGCAAGUUGUCUGUGUGAUCCUUAGAAAUGACAGGCCUGCAUGAAGCAGAUAUGAGUUGUGAGGGUCAAAUUAUAUUGUAACUCUCGGCUGAAUGUAAAAUGGUUGAUGUUUCCAUUUUAUCAAUGUUUUUUAAUGUAUCUAAAUAACUACUCAUUUAAGGCUUUACACAUCUAUGUAUACUUUUAUUUUUUUUGGACAUUCAAAUUUUAUUUGACAAUUCUGGUUAUUGCCACAUUUCAGAAUGGAUUACAGGUCACUUGUGUGUUUUCGUUCAGAAACCAAGGGUGUGUGAUGUAAUAUUUCAAGAAAAAUUACAGUUGUGUUUGAAUUAAAUUAUUUUCUUGUAAAUAUA